GCCUUGUAAUUGUGACCGUGAAUAAAAGGGGUUUACUGGGAAACCGGCUGGAUUUGUACGCAAAUAAUCAGCUCGGUGCUUUUUACCUGCAGUCAUGAAGCUAGUGAGAUUUUUGAUGAAACUGAGCCAUGAGACAGUGACGAUAGAACUGAAAAAUGGGACUCAGGUUCACGGCACUAUCACAGGUGUUGACGUCAGUAUGAAUACACACUUGAAAGCUGUAAAAAUGACUGUGAAAAACAGAGAGCCUGUGCAGUUGGAGACUUUAAGUAUAAGAGGAAAUAAUAUCCGUUACUUUAUACUACCAGAUAGCUUGCCCCUUGACACCCUACUUGUUGAUGUUGAACCAAAAGUUAAAUCUAAGAAAAGAGAAGCUGUUGCUGGAAGAGGCAGGGGAAGGGGCCGUGGAAGAGGACGAGGAAGAGGACGGGGGAGAGGAGGUCCAAGACAAUAACUUACUACUGCUUAUUUUCACCAUGAACCGGGAAUAUCUUUUUGUACAGAUUUUUGCUAAUUUUUAAUAAAAACCAGAAUGGGUG
This is a messenger RNA of Bombina bombina (fire-bellied toad), 539 nucleotides long. Its product is annotated as small nuclear ribonucleoprotein Sm D1-like. NCBI's taxonomy places the organism in Eukaryota, Metazoa, Chordata, Amphibia, Anura, Bombinatoridae. Bases 95 to 454 code for a protein of 119 amino acids. Gene Ontology annotation, molecular function: RNA binding. The transcript has a single exon. Gene Ontology annotation, cellular component: U12-type spliceosomal complex; SMN-Sm protein complex; catalytic step 2 spliceosome. Gene Ontology annotation, biological process: RNA processing; spliceosomal snRNP assembly. The record is from RefSeq and is a predicted model, not a curated record.